AUGAACCUGUCGGGAAAACCAGAUAGUUUUGAAACCAAAUGCUUUCUUCUUGGGACCACGUCAUCCGAAUUUCAAAAUCUUCCGUCUGAUGAAAUCCCAGAAAAUUAUAAUGCCGUCAUAGUUAUUAACAUCAUUUUCAUUAUUCCUGCGAUAAUAUUCAACGCUGUUCCAAUCAUCACGAUUUGGAAGUCGUCUCAACUGAGAAGCAAGCCUUGCUAUUUCAUCGUUUUGAUCCUGUCCGUGAUUGACUUGGCAGUUGGUGUGUUGGGAAUUCCUCUUUUCGUCGCCGUUUUGAUAGUAAGUGUACUAAAUGGUGGAUCGAACUGCUUUCUUUCAUCCUUAGCGUUUAAAAUAGCAUCAUCACUAUUUGGAUUAUCAAGAUUCACGUUUAUUGCAAUGACGGCGGAAAGAUACAUUGCCAUCUUACAUCCCUACAAAUACACUACUCUAGUGACGAAGAAGAGGCUGCUGAUAUUCGUGUGUUCCACUUCUGCAAUUCAUAUUAUCUUCACUGCUUUUUCUGCCACUUUCGACGACAUUCUUGUGAUAAUAUACUCGGCCUUAGAAAGGUUACUCACCAUCGGCUCCAUCACGUUUGCAUACACGAGAAUAUGCUUGGUUGUCAGAAAGCUGGCUCGGUCGGUGAACCGACCACAAGAUCUUGCUUCAGUAGAAAACAGGACAAGAAGAAAAGCGUUUCUGCAAGAAAUCAAGCGAGCAAAAUCGUGUUUCAAAGUUGUUAUGUGCUCUUUCACCAUAGUGUUAUUUCCGUCAAUUGCUUUUCGGCUUUAUUAUCAGAGCAAAUUGAAGGAUGUAACAAUCUUUAUUUGGAUUGUAACGCUUGGAUACAGCGUCUCCAUUGUCGACUCUGUGAUAUUUUUUUGGACCAAGACCAUGUUGAGAAAGGAGGCAGUGAAGAAGCUGAAAACAAUGCGAUAA
Molecule: messenger RNA, 939 nt
Organism: Dendronephthya gigantea
Lineage: Eukaryota; Metazoa; Cnidaria; Anthozoa; Malacalcyonacea; Nephtheidae
Product: beta-2 adrenergic receptor-like
Exons: 1
Coding region: 1-939 (312 amino acids)
Biological process (GO): G protein-coupled receptor signaling pathway
Cellular component (GO): membrane
Molecular function (GO): G protein-coupled receptor activity
Source: RefSeq, a predicted model, not a curated record